This is a messenger RNA of Gorilla gorilla gorilla (western lowland gorilla), 11021 nucleotides long. RefSeq names its product ring finger protein 214 (gene RNF214). NCBI's taxonomy places the organism in Eukaryota, Metazoa, Chordata, Mammalia, Primates, Hominidae. The transcript is spliced from 15 exons. The record is from RefSeq and is a predicted model, not a curated record. Bases 579 to 2690 code for a protein of 703 amino acids. Gene Ontology annotation, molecular function: ubiquitin-protein transferase activity.
GCGACCCCCGCGGGCCACAGCAACCGGCGCCCGGGGUCCGGCUCCCGCGGGCGGCCUACGCAGGCAGGGGCCGUGCGGGCGCUGGGGGCUGAACCCGCGGGCUCCGCCUCCCCGAGUCCUCGGGGCAUCUUCCACAUGGUCCCUCUUCAGAAGGCUCUCCUUCAUGGCGUCCUCUGUAAAGGGCAUCUCGGUUCCGACCUUUAAAAGCCAUUCGUUGCUCUUCUCCUGACCGCCAUGGCCCCGACUGUCCCUGUAAUCUUCCCAGAGGGGAUCCUGCCCACCCAGGUCGCCUUCCUUCUCGCAGUCGGCUCUCCCUUCUUCCCCGCGCCCCGGGAGAGUCCACCUGUAUCUCAGGGGUCUCCCGCAGCAUCCCCGUGCCCCGGCGGCGCCAGCUGUCGCCGCCAGAGGGCGCCGUCGGGGGCGGCGCGGCGCCACCGCGGCCUCUCCUCUCGCGGCCGGAGCCUCGCCCCCUCCGCUCGUGCCGCCGGAAGUGGGAGGUGCCGCGCGCGGGCCGGCGCUCGACCCCUCCCCCCGUGGCUCGGCCGCCCCCUCCCCCCGCUCCGCCCGCUCAGAGCAUAAUGGCAGCGUCUGAGGUUGCUGGUGUUGUGGCCAAUGCCCCCAGUCCUCCGGAAUCUUCUAGUUUAUGUGCUUCCAAAUCAGACGAAGGUCUCCCAGAUGGUCUAAGCACGAAAGACUCUGCACAGAAGCAGAAGAACUCGCCUCUGUCGAGUGUAAGUAGCCAAACAAUAACCAAGGAGAAUAACAGAAAUGUCCAUUUGGAGCACUCAGAGCAGAAUCCUGGUUCAUCAGCAGGUGACACCUCAGCAGCGCACCAGGUGGUUUUAGGAGAAAACUUGAUAGCCACAGCCCUUUGUCUUUCUGGCAGUGGGUCUCAGUCUGAUUUGAAGGAUGUGGCCAGCACAGCAGGAGAGGAGGGGGACACAAGCCUUCGGGAGAGCCUCCAUCCAGUCACUCGGUCUCUUAAGGCAGGGUGCCAUACUAAGCAGCUUGCCUCCGGGAAUUGCUCUGAAGAGAAAUCCCCACAAGCCUCCAUCCUAAAGGAAGGUAACAGGGACACAAGCUUGGAUUUCCGACCUGUAGUGUCUCCAGCAAAUGGGGUUGAAGGAGUCCGAGUGGAUCAGGAUGAUGAUCAAGAUAGCUCUUCCCUGAAGCUUUCUCAGAACAUUGCUGUACAGACUGACUUUAAGACAGCUGAUUCAGAGGUAAACACAGAUCAAGAUAUUGAAAAGAAUUUGGAUAAAAUGAUGACAGAGAGAACCCUGUUGAAAGAGCGUUACCAGGAGGUCCUGGACAAACAGAGGCAAGUGGAGAAUCAGCUCCAAGUGCAAUUAAAGCAGCUUCAGCAAAGGAGAGAAGAGGAAAUGAAGAAUCACCAGGAGAUAUUAAAGGCUAUUCAGGAUGUGACAAUAAAGCGGGAAGAAACAAAGAAGAAGAUAGAGAAAGAGAAGAAGGAGUUUUUGCAGAAGGAGCAGGAUCUGAAAGCUGAAAUUGAGAAGCUUUGUGAGAAGGGCAGAAGAGAGGUGUGGGAAAUGGAACUGGAUAGACUGAAGAAUCAGGAUGGCGAAAUAAAUAGGAACAUUAUGGAAGAGACUGAACGGGCCUGGAAGGCAGAGAUCUUAUCACUAGAGAGCCGAAAAGAGUUACUGGUACUGAAACUAGAAGAAGCAGAAAAAGAGGCAGAAUUGCACCUUACUUACCUCAAGUCUACUCCCCCAACACUGGAGACAGUUCGUUCCAAACAGGAGUGGGAGACGAGACUGAAUGGAGUUCGGAUAAUGAAAAAGAAUGUUCGUGACCAAUUUAAUAGUCAUAUCCAGUUAGUGAGGAACGGAGCCAAGCUGAGCAGCCUUCCUCAAAUCCCUACUCCCACGUUACCUCCACCCCCAUCAGAGACAGACUUCAUGCUUCAGGUGUUUCAACCCAGUCCCUCUCUGGCUCCUCGGAUGCCCUUCUCCAUUGGGCAGGUCACAAUGCCCAUGGUUAUGCCCAGUGCAGAUCCCCGCUCCUUGUCUUUCCCAAUCCUGAACCCUGCCCUUUCCCAGCCCAGCCAGCCUUCCUCACCCCUUCCUGGCUCCCAUGGCAGAAAUAGCCCUGGCUUGGGUUCCCUUGUCAGCCCCCACGGUCCACACAUGCCCCCUGCCGCCUCCAUCCCGCCUCCCCCAGGCUUGGGCGGUGUUAAGGCUUCUGCUGAAACUCCCCGGCCCCAACCAGUAGACAAACUGGAGAAGAUCCUGGAGAAGCUGCUGACCCGGUUCCCACAGUGCAAUAAGGCCCAGAUGACCAACAUUCUUCAGCAGAUCAAGACAGCACGUACCACCAUGGCAGGCCUGACCAUGGAGGAACUUAUCCAGUUGGUUGCUGCACGACUGGCAGAACAUGAGCGGGUGGCAGCAAGUACUCAGCCACUUGGUCGCAUCCGGGCCUUGUUCCCUGCUCCACUGGCCCAAAUCAGUACCCCAAUGUUCUUGCCUUCUGCCCAAGUUUCAUAUCCUGGAAGGUCUUCACAUGCUCCAGCCACCUGUAAGCUAUGUUUAAUGUGCCAGAAACUCGUCCAGCCCAGUGAGCUGCAUCCAAUGGCGUGUACCCAUGUAUUGCACAAGGAGUGUAUCAAAUUCUGGGCCCAGACCAACACAAAUGACACUUGUCCCUUUUGUCCAACUCUUAAAUGACGGACCUGACUGGGGAGGAAGAAGAAGAGAAACUGAUGUGAACAGGAAGCGCGGGUUCAAGAUUUCUAAAACUCUAUAUUUAUACAGUGACAUAUACUCAUGCCAUGUACAUUUUUAUUAUAUAGGUAAUGUGUGUAUAGAAAGUCUGUAUUCCAAUGUUCGUAAAUGAAAGUAUGUAUAUUAUGCAGAAACAGUCUGUUCCCCCUCAUCUUGCAAUUCCUUUGGGGGAUGCAGAUUGUAGGGAAGAUGAUGUUUAGUUUGGCCUUGAAAUUAUGAUAUCCCUGCCCAGGGCUGUUUUCAAGUACAAUAUAAAAACCACCUAGGAACCUGCUGUUGCUCUAAGGCCAUUCUGCUUUGGUUUGGCUCAGCCUCUAGUCCAUUUCCUUAAGGCUCAUGUAUGCAGAUUUAAAGCCUGGUGCUCACUCACUGUCCAACCAGUUGCCUUGCUUACUGAAAGCCUCCAGAAGCCUCAGUAUUGUUUUAGCCACUCUACUCCAAAUGGAUAAAAUGAGACUCUGAUUGAGGAAAAAAAAGUAACCCUAGUAGUUUGACUUCUUAUUGAAUAUUUUACUGUGUUAACACUCAUUAUUUAUACAGACAUUAGGUUUACAGAAUAUUCUGUUUUACAUCACCAAAAUUCACAGUCCGAGAAUAACAACAUAACCAGGUCCCAAUUCCUCCAUGCACCCCACAAGCUUCUGUCCACCCUAUUUUCUGGACAGAAAUUAGCACAACCCACAGGUUUUUCCUGGGCCAAGUCUUCCUUUGCUGCCACUGGCUUGGCUUCUAAUCAAGCUCUGACAGGCCAACAUUGUGAAGUCCUCACCCUUUCCCAUUCACUUCUGGUCUCCUAGUCUAGCUAAUCCCCCUCCCCCUGAAGGUUAAGGCAGUUGGUUCACAACCAAGUUGUUUGGUGACCUUGGGUGAGCUCCAGACAGGCACUGGGGUGAGGAGAUGUCUGUGCAAAAUUACUUGUAGAAUGAUCUUGGGAUGCUGGAUUUUAAUUUUUGAAGCAAGAAAGUUAGGGGGGGACAUAUUUCCUGUCCUGGGAAAAAUGGAGACCAAAGUGAUACUAAGAAAGUAGUUUGGAUUUCAAAUUUAUAAAUCACUUGCUCUGUGGGUAGCUACCAGGAACUAGAUCAUUUUCCACCUCUGCUUAUUGUACUUCUUAAUUUUAGGUUUUAUACCUGGGAAAGCUGUGACUCUGUUAGAGCUUUGAAUCUUUUCCUAUCCUUUUAUCUUUACUCCUACAGGGAAUGGCCUCAGUUCCCUUCUCUUUUAGAAUUAAGUAAAAACUAAGAGUUAACUUUUUAAAAAAACUGACUCCAGGGAAAGGACAUUAUUAUAUCACCAAUAGCUGAUUUUUUUUUCCAUUCUGGGACCUAAAAUGCUUACAGGUACUAGCAGUACAUGUCGGAUAGCAAAGACUUUUCCUUUCAGACCCAACUAAAUGAUCUCUCUGCCUUUGAUACUCUUUUCCUUCUUUGUCUUUCAUCCUUGCCUGUCACCUCACAGAUGGAUGCUUUCUCAUUUCUCUUGCCUCACUUGCCCAGGUUUAUUGACUAGCGUCAGUUUAAGGAGCUGGACUUCCUGGGACCUCCUUGGCAUCUUGUAGGGUGAUUGGAGUGGCCUGAGUACUCAGCUCUUCAGAGGUCAGGUGACCCACUUUCUUUGGUUAAUGAAAUGUUACUGUCUCCAGGUUAGUAGCUGUCAUGAACAGGAAAGGUGGCAAAAUGGAAGACCAGUUCUGUUGUUCUUUUUGUUUAGGGGAUGCGUUUUUUAUCUUGUAAUCUUAAGAUUUCCUCUCCCCUCAACUUUACAGCAGCCUUAGGCCACCUGCCGUAUUUUUCAGUAUCCCCUGCAAAUUUAGAAAUUGAAAAUGAGUGUAAAGCAUAUUGUUUCUUUUCCAAAAUCCUUUGAAGCCAAAGGAGUAAAGAAAGAAAAAAGGAAGGGGUGAGGAGGGGGCUUAACUGCUUCCCAGUAAAGACCCUGGAAAGCCCACUCUUGCAGGAGGGUAAGUGUUUUGGAGAGUUGUGCAUGGGAGCGAGCGCCUCAGUGUUACUCUUUCUUGUUCAGGAUCAGUCAGAAAGCAACACGAGUGUUGGCGACCCCUGUUCUCCCUUCUCCCUCUGUCCACUGGCCUGCAAUGAUAAAAGACAUGCAGACCAAUGGGAAAGGCCCCAAAUGCAGUGAGUGGAGAAUGGGACAGUCAUUUUUCAGGAGCAGAAUUUAAAAAUAGAGAUGUAUAAUGCAUAUUUUUACAAGCAAGAAGCUGUUGUUAAGACUUUUUUUUACACUUAGAGUUUAUAAUUUUGGGGCAGGAAGGAAGUAACUGUAAAAAGAAAAACAAGUGCAAGUUUUCCUUAAAAAAAUAAUAGGCUGAUGGGACUUGCUAUUGAAGAGGUUGAGUUUUAUGCCCUGGAAAGGGCUGGGAAAAAGCCAGUUUUUCCCAACGUGGGUAUAAAUUAUAAAGCAAAAUGUGGCAUUUUCACUUCAUGGUAGCAGUUCUGAAAGUUUAUUUACACAGUAAGUUCCGAGCUAGAAGUGGACAGUCUCCAGUCUUCCUGUCAGACUCUGUAGUUAUGGGGUGUUCCCAGUCAGCCAAAGCAGCACCAAGUGCAGUGGGAAUGAAGAGAACCCAGAUAAAAAACUGACUCAGUAUUCUUGUUUUAUUGGUUUAUGGCUUGUGGGCAGCUGGCUGAGGCCAGGAACACCAGAGGCCCUCCUUGUAUUUCCCUCUCCCUUAUCAGGUAAUUCCACACUUAGCAGGUCCCAUACCUGGAAGGAGUGGGUUGACCAGGUAGGAGUAGGAUGCAGUGGGUAUACUAGGAAAACCCAGCUCUUCCCACUAACACUGGUACCGUAGUUUACUAUGCUAGAACUGAUAGGGAGGUAAUGAACUUGGUGCCCACUACCUAGCCCAAGAACCAGCCUGGGUACCCACGUACCAUUAGGAGCGGGGAGGGGAAGAACAGGAUAGGGGAAAAAGAUGACCUUCAUCAAGGAGCUCUUGUGGUGGAGGACAUAAGGAAGCCCUGAGGCUGCCAUCCUUUCUCCAGGCAGCCUUGAUACUGAAGGCAGUGAUGUUAGAGCCAUAAAGCACUGUAUUUCUCAUACUCUUGGUAUAAUGCUAGUGCCACUGUGUGAUGCUUUAGUCAAAUAAAUGGAGGGGCCAUUAGAGAGGGUAGGAAGGCAAUGAAACCACUCUGAAUUAUGUAAAGAUCUUGCUACUUCUUAUAGCCUAACAGGAAGAAAUCCAGGCAGGGGUUAUAGGGCAUCAGCUGUUGAAUGAAUCUUCAACAUUAUGCUUUUAAGGAUUAGAUAGAAGAGGUCUCCUACCUAUUCCUUUUAGCACCUUGGCUGCAAAGCUCCAGAGGAAGAUUUGGGGGAAAGAGUGAGCCUGUGACCAGGAAGACAGAGCCCAGCCCUGCUAUAGUCCAGUUGCUCUCCCACAGGGCACCUGGAGCUUAGGGGGUUAGGAUAUUUCAGUGCUACCUAUCAUAUGUAGAAUAAAGGGUGGUUCAGAUAGAGACAAUGAAAUUAAUAUGGCAGAAAUUCAUGUGUUAAGUGGAACUUCUUAGUGGGCACUUCAUUUAAGAGAGCUAAAAAAGAGCUCUUUGGCUAGAUAAGCCCUUCCCAUCUCACUUUUGGUCAGGCUGCAACCACAGAAAAGAAAACAUUGAAAACAACACCCAUCUUCUGAGAUGGGAUGCUAUCUUGGAGAUGAGGUCUAAAACUAGGACUGGUGAGUGGUUGUGUUUCUGCCUUUCCUAGCUUUGAUCCCACUAUUCCCUGUCUUUGUACUCCCUCUCCUUCUCCUCUUUCCAACCGCCCCCAUUUGUAUAAAUAUUCAAUCUAGUUUUUUUUUUUUUAAUUCAAGAGGCAAUCUUUGCACCAAUGUUAGGCUUGUUUAUACAGUCCCUGUCUCUAAAGCAAAUAGCAAACUGUGCAUCCUCUCCUACUGACUUUGGCCAGCAGGGAAGCAAGCUUGGUCUCUUCUCUGCCAGGGUACCACAGGGACACACGCCAAGGUAACCUGCGUGUGAUGCCAGUACUUCUGAAACUAAGAAAAGAAGAAUACUUUGGGUUGGAGAAUUUAAAGGAAUGGUGGACAAAGGUUCAGGGCUGAAGUUUCAAGCAGCAGAAUUUCCCGACUUAAAUUUGAGGUGACCAAGAGUAUUCCCGCCAGCAGAGUGCUUCUUCUCUUUUCUGUUUCCUACAGGUACAGUCCCUGGAACCCACCUUGCCAGCCUUUUCCUUCUUCUCCAUCAAGGCAGAGGCAUUUGGUGGGUGGGGAGGGUCCUGAGGUGCUCUGGCCACAGGUGCCAUCUGUGUCUCCUACUUGUGACCAAAGUGAACCACGGAGGUGUGGUCCAGGGGAAUCUCUAUCUUCUGCCCAUGGGCCUCCUCACUUCAGCAGGGAGAUGUCAUCAGCAAAGUCAUCAUGCUGCUGGCGCAGGCAGCGGAGGCAGCGCCACUGACACACCAUGAGGCAGAGUGGCAGCAUGAAGAGGGCGCAGAUGGCAGCCAUGACAUAGGCUAUGGUCAUGAGGGUUGACUCAUCUGUCUGUGGAAUGUUGUAGCCACAGUCUUCCAUGUCCAAGGUGACAAAAGGGCCUUCCACCGCUGCCGUCCUGAACUCAUCGUGCACUGGGGAGAGGGCAAAUGUGAAUGGACAGCUCUCAUUGUCAUAGAGGAGUUAACAAAAAGAACUUCCUGAUAGUGAGUCCUUGAAAUUAGCCCAUGCAGAAGCUAUCUAAUCUCCUUCCCAGGAGAUAUUUAGGAGCAGGCUGGGAAGCCAGCACCAGGUAGAGGCCUGUCUCCCCUCCCAAGUCACUGGGAGCAGCAGCCCUUCCUUGUAUACCCAGCUGGUAGGAGUGAUAACUAAAAGUCAGUAGUUCUGAGUUGACCAAAAGCCACCCCCUUGACCAAAAGCCACAUCUAGUAAACUUAACUUUCUGCUGCUGAAAUCCAACUGCAAAACCCUGCCACCUUUCUGAAGUAGCAUUCAGCCUCACCAUGUGGCAGCUGUCAGGGUCACUAUAGACUCAGUCUGCUACCCUUGCAUCAAGAGCUUCCCAAGGUACCCAGGUAGCUCUUGCUGCUCUGGGUUUCCAACAGAGGUUACCAAUCCAGGCAGUGGUCAUUAUGGCAGGCAGUACAAAAAAAGGACGAGCAUUGACACUAGCUUUUGCACAAUUGUUGACUUGGGUUUGAGGCAACUGUUACUACCCUCCCCUAAACUGACAGGGACCCAGGUAUACUAACUGUUGUUUGACAAGGAAAAUAUGGAGAGACUGACCCCAAACCCUCAGCUCUGGCACUCUCACCAUGGCAAGUGCUGACAGCAAAGCCAAUUCGUUUUCGGGCCCGAUCAAAGACAACGUAGAAGCCCUCCAUGAUAACAGCUCCCAUAACAGUGCCCGUGGAUGACUGUGAGAUGGCAAACUUGUAACAGUCGUCUUGGGACGUGGCCACAUCUUCCACUGGCCGCAGGUAUUGCUAGGGGUAAACAAUCACAGGGUGAGUGUCUUCCUCACUCUCCUUCACCCCAUCUCUGCCUUCUAGGCAUCUAUGCCCUUCCCUUUACCAUCCCUGAGCUCUAACGGGUUUUCUGAGACCCCUUUACUGCUGGACACUACUCAUCUGUUUUGUCUUCCAAGUUCUGGCAAGCCAUACCUGCUCACUGUCUCCCAGUGUGUACUUUUAAGAGAGAUCCCCCUGACUCAGGCUGGGACAUACCUGCGGAAGGAUGGUGAUGCGGAAGGACUGGUUGGUAACCUCACCCAUUAGGUAGAGUGAGAUGACUGGGAAAAUGUUCCAAGGGGUGGUGCCUGCUUGCCAGCACACCAGCUGCUCUCCUAGCCAGAAACCAUCAGGGAACUUCUCCGUCUGUGUUGGCAAGAAGGGGAUAACAAUGAGGAAAAGCCUCUUUAUCAUCUCGCCCCUCCCAUGUUCAGAUACAUUAACUGGGCCCUUCAUUUGCUUUUCCAGUGAAAUAUCUAAAGUGGGGAGGGGUAAACCAACCAGAGGAUUACAGGAAGAGAGUGGGAGUGUGAUGUCAAACUUUUGUACCGGGGGAUUGUGUGAUGAGCAAAGUGACAGCCAUAAAGGGGAAGAGUUUUUUGUUUGUUUGUUUUUGAAACAGCGUCUCACUCUGUUGCCCAGGCUGGAGUGCAGUGGCGCGAUCAUGGCUCACCGCAACCUCCACCAUCCUGAGUUAAAGUGAUUCUCCUGUCUCAGCCCCCUGAGUAGCUAGGAUUACAGGCGCGCGCCACCACACCCAGCUAAUUUUUGUACUUUUAGUAGAGAUGGGAUUUCACCCUGUUGGUCAGGCUGGUCUUGAACUCCUGACCUAGUGAUCUACCCACCUUGGCCUCCCAAAGUGCUGGGAUUACAGGCGUGAGCCACCACGCCUGGCUAGGGGAAGAGUGUUUUAAGAGCUCUGAGUAGAAGGGUCUUAAGUGCAGACAUCUUGGCUGUUGCUGAAGAAUGUGACUCUCACCGCCUCCCUCUGACACUGUACCAUCUCUUUUACCCCCAUCCUUAGUCCACUCACGGAGGAGGCUGCCUUGAUGGAUUUGACUGCAGCUUCAAACACUUUCUUGGGCAAACGAAGGUUGGUGGUGCCACUGUCCACAAUGCUUUUGUCAUAGUUGUACUAAGAGGGAAAAGAGAGAGUUAGAAGAGUCAAAAGGUUUUUGAUGCUGGGCUCUGGGCAGUAGGGGGUUACUGCUGGGGCCCCAGCUGGGUUGGCAUCUUGGCUUUGGCACCUCCUAAGUGUACCUGCUUGGACAAGUUAACCUCUGUGCCUCAGUUUCUUCAUCUCUAAAGUGAGGAUAAAAAUAGCACCUACCUAAAAGGGUUAUUGUAAGGAUUAAAUAAAUCAGCAAUGUAAAGCACUUAGAAUCGUGCCCAGCAGAUAGAAGGCACUCGGUAAAUGUUUAUUCUUGUUAUCUUGGGUGGGCAGGUAGUCUCCAAACUUGAAAAUAAAAAUACCUUGUAUAGUGCUUUUAAAUUUUCUUUUCUUUUCUUUUUUUUUUUUUUUUCGAGAUGGAGUGUAGCUCUGUCACCCAGGCUGGAGUACAGUGGCGUGAUCUCGGCUCACUCUAACCUCUGCCUCCUGGAUUCAAACCAUUCUUUUGCCUCAGCCUCCCAAGUAGCUGGGACUACAGGUGCCUGCCACCACGCCUGGCUAUUUUUAGUAGAGAUGGGGUUUCACCAUGUUGACCAGGCUGGUCUCGAAUUCCUGACCUCAAAUGAUCUGCCCCCGCCUUGGCCUCCCAGAGUGCUGGGAUUACAGCCACGCCCAGCCGCUUUUAACUUUUCUCAGUACAUUUAUAUCUAUUCUAAUUUAACACACGUAAGAAUCUAGGGAAGGAAGACAUAAAUGAUUUAGUUACCUUUUAUUGAGUACUGCCAACCACAGAGAUAAACACUUUACACAUUAUCUCUGAUAUUCUGAGAAAGUUGUUUUUACGUGUUUUGCAGAUAAGGAAACUGAGACACAGAAUAGUAACUGGCCUAAGGGUACAUAGCUAGUACAAAUCAGAGCUAGAUUCAGAUCUGGGUCUUCCCGACUCCAAAGACAAGACUCUUCAUUCUAUCACCCUGUCUCACAAAAGACUUGCCCAAGGCUACGAAGCAAGGCAGUGACUAGAGUCCAGACAUCAGAACUAGUUCCAUGGUUUUUUUUCACUACCAGUCCCUAGGCCCCAAACCGCAGAUCCUGCUGUGUGACCAUUAAGCCCCUGACUGUUCUAGGCUCAACUUCCAACCCUGUCUGCAGGUCCUAUUACCUCUGCCUCAUCCUCCCAACAUGAUAACCAGAGUCUUCCUUCACAUUGUACUGCCUACCCCCUUAUGUUCCCUGGCUCUCCCUUGGUUUUAUUACCUCCUUGCAGUCCAUUUUCAGAUCCUGUCCAUUGAUCUCCACCCGCACAAUGAUCACCUCAUAAUACCACUCCCGCCGGAUGGGUGUAUACCAGAGACCGCCUGUGUACAGCGAGUGGUCGAUACCUCCAAUGAUCUAGGGAAAAAAAGAGGCAGGUACCCGUGUCCUGGCACAGAAGGAGAGUGAGUCCCCCAAGGACCAAGCAAUAAGAUCAGUGAUUUCUUGGGGAGGCAAGGUCUUCUACAGGCUACCCUUUUCAUCUUCCUGCUUCUAAACAAAUCAUACCCAAAGUGAUUCCUAGUUUCUUAAAUGUGUUCAGGAGAAAAGACUUUCCGGGAUUUUUAAUUAUUUGUUUCAGAAUCAUACAGCCCUUGAUAUAAAGUUAUUUAAAUCUAAACUGCCACAAUAAAUGUUGAAUGAAUGAUUAUUUGUUUAUA